CGAGCCUGGCGUGCGGCGGCGCCUGGCAGCGCGGCGGUAGAAACAGGUGACUGGGAGAGAGAAGAGACCUUGUGUUAAUCAUGUCCAGGAGAAGAUCAGAGAGCAGAAGCCUUUCGGGUUUGUUGUCUACAUCUCUUCAGACGCAAAUCAGGACAGAUAAUUUUCACAACUUUUAUGUGCUUGAACCUGAGGAGCUAGGAAGAGGAAGAUGUGGGGUGGUUAGAAAAUGCAUAGCUAAAUCCACAAACCAAGAAUACGCAGCUAAAUGUAUGAAGAAAAGGAGAAGAGGGCAAGACUGUAAAGCAGAGAUUUUACAUGAAAUUGCAAUCCUUGAAUUAACAAAAUCUAGUCCUCAUAUAAUUAAUCUCCACGAAGUCUAUGAAACAGCAAAUGAGAUCAUCUUAGUGUUGGAAUAUGCUGCCGGAGGUGAAAUUUUUAACUUGUGUGUCUCGGACCUAGAUGAGAGAAUUGGUGAAAGUGAUAUAGCCAGACUUAUUCGACAAAUACUUGAAGGUCUCAUCUGUCUGCAUGAGAAUAAUAUUGUGCAUCUAGAUUUAAAGCCCCAGAACAUCCUGUUGAGCAGUUUGCAUCCUCUUGGUGAUGUAAAAAUUGUAGAUUUUGGUAUGUCUCGGAAGAUUGAGAGUGCUAGUGAACUGCGGCACAUCAUGGGAACCAUAGACUAUCUAGCUCCAGAAAUCUUAAACUACGAUCCAAUCACCACAGCUACAGAUAUAUGGAACAUCGGCAUAAUCUCGUAUAUGCUGCUGACUCAAGAAUCUCCAUUUGCAGGAGCUGAUAAGCAAGAAACUUUCCUUAAUAUCUCCCAAAUUAAUGUGGAUUAUUCUGAUGAAACUUUUGCAUCAAUUUCACAGCCUGCCAAGGACUUCAUUCAAAAACUUCUUGUAAAAAAUCCAGAGGAAAGACCAACAGCAGAGGCUUGUCUCUGUCAUUCUUGGUUGCAGCAAGGGGAGUUCAUACUCCUGUACAGUCCUGAAGAAAAUUCCUGCCCUUUUCUGGUACCAGACCAUACAGCAAGGUCUUCAGAGGAGAAGAAUACAAAAUCUAUUUGUAAUGGUACCUGCAGCGACAGAGAAGAUAAAGAGAACAUUCCAGAGGACAGCAGCACAGUCUCCAAACGUUUCCGGUUUGAUGAUUCAUUGCAACAUCCUCAAGACUUUGUGACAGACUUUGUAUGUUAACAUGACUAUUUAUGCAGGUUCUCUGAAAUUAGAUUUAGGAUAAUCUAUUCCAGAGACUAAUUUUAUAACAUGUGUUGCCCAUUCCUACAGAGUGGCUAUGCUGGAAGUGCACUUUUGAUGCCUAUGCUGGUGCUCCCUUUAAUGGCAUUGCUGGCAAUGGACUUCACUGAGCAAAACUGGAGUUCUGGCACUAACUUCUCUUUUGACUGAGCUAUAGUUGAAAAUGGUUUGCACUUUUCAAGUUUUAGUCCAAAAAAGAUAUUAGUGUUUAAUAUAAAGAGGAUUAAAGGAAUGCAUGGAGCUAGCUGAACAACUUGGGCAUAGUCAAGUCAAAGACUAAGGCUUGCUACCUGAUCAGAACUGGGGAAAUGAAACUAGUUUUUGGUAGUCUUUUCCUACAGAAGUGCUUCCCAAACUUCCUCACUAUGAACCCAUUCCCUCAGCAUGGCCCCUCACUCCCAACCCACAGCCCUCUGCACCCCCCAGUAGUGGCCAAGUUCCAGCUACCACCCAUGGGAGCAUGGAGCCCGGCUCCUCCCCCACUCCCUCCCCCUGCUGGUGUCACAGCUAGAGCAGAGCCUGUGGGGUAGUGGGGAGGAUGCAGACUGCCUGCUGCAGUCUUGGGGCUCCCUGCCCUACUGCCCACCCCACACGGGCUCUGCAGCCCAGUUGGCAGGACCCAGUAUGGGAGGGAGCUCUGCGCUACUGUGGUUGCCAAGGUGAGGUGUCCCCUGCCCACCCAGCAGCAGUUUGGGGGGUGGGCCACAGCAAUAUGCUGCUGCUGUGCUUCACUUCGCUAAGCAGAAUGGCACUCCCAUCCUGCACCAGAUCCUGCCCACUGGGUUGCAGAGGUGGCUCCUGCCUGGAGCUGGUCCAGCCCCAUGCCCCAUUAUGUGCAGAAACCUUGGGGGGUGGGGAGGGGCGUGCCCCCUGCUCUCCCUGUGGCCCCCUGCUCUCCCAAUGCAUUGCCUGUGCCCCCUCCUCACCAUAGACUUACCUGGAGGGAUCUGCCGGAGCAACUCUCCACUGCUGUUUGGUUUACGUGUGCAUGUAUGCAUGCAUGUGCAUGUGGUGCUCCCUGCUUCCCCAGCCCCAAGGAGCCCCUUGCUGGCUGGAACUCUACCAGCCUGCAAAGGGAAGCCUGCAUUUUCCUGUGUUUUUCUCACUCUGGAAAACCUAAAUCCCUGUUUAUCACGACCCCAUCCGUUAAUGUUGCGACCCCAUUUGGAGUCUUGACCCACAGUUUGGGAGCUGCUGCCCUACAGUGACUGCUCUCAUCAGUUCUCAAUGUUUUUUAACUGAAUUGAUGCUAAAGCUAAAAUUAAUGGAUGUCUUGGGAUAUAGUGUUUUAAUGAACAAGUGCCUUUUCUAUCUAGAACAGUUGGCAGUCGUUAAGGAUAGUCUUUUUGCCUUUGCUAACUGGUUCCCCCUGAGUAUGUGGUAUGUAACAUAUGUUGAAUCAUUGCAAUAUUGGAGUAGAAUAUGGGUAGGUUGUUAGUUUUAAUGCUGAAGAUUUGGUUUAUGUCGACAGCUCUAUCAAAAAGGGUAAAAAGUACUAUACUGAAAUACAUAUUAAUUGACAGAGCGCUUAUUGCUUGGCAUCAUAAUGUCAUCCUUUUCUAAAUCUAGGUUUCAUUGGAAUUAUCAUUCCAGUAAACCAUAAGAAUUCCUAUACCACAAUAUUUUUAUCUGGGAAGUUUUUAAAUGGUAUGAAGAAUAGACUAAUAGACAUUUAUUUUCCAUAUAGCUGUGAUGCACCUGCAUUGUAGGAAUCUGAUUGGUUAGCAACAACAAAAAAAGAAUGGAGUAGAAAGACUUUGAUUUUUGCUUACAAAGCAAUAUUUAUUUAAGAAAUAUGUAUAUUUUUUGAGACCUACGUUCAUGUUGUGAAAUUACCCUUAAAGGUUUUGGGAUUUAAAAACAAAGCUUUAGUGCUUAUAAAAUCUUUCAUAAUUUUUAGAGAACACUUGUUUCCAUUUUCUCUUGCUUUUAAACUGCAGAUAAGCAAAGGUGUUGUUUUCACCCACCUCCUUAUUUCUAGGCUCUGAUAAAUACUCCAAAUUUUCAGCUGAGUAGAUGGUGAUGAGGGUAUAAACUCCUGAUAAGUGUGUGUGGGGGAGGGGGGGGUUCCUUCAAAUACUGACAAAAUGCACUCUUCACCCCAAUAGCAAUAACAAUUUGAGUCUUCUCACAUAAGAAUGUAAGUAUUAAACUCUUUGAAAUAUGAUGAGAGUUAAUAGCACUUUAAAGUACUUUCAGGGUCUUCCAGGCUACAGAGUUAAAUCAGAUCCUGUGGAUGUCUCUUGUCCAGCCCAAUUAAGUAUCACAAUUCUGAUUUAUCUUGCGUUUCCUCGGAUGUGGUUGUCGACCCUGACAGUAUUUCAACAUUGUUAACUAAAAUUGAAGGAAAACAUGUAAAUACCAUUAUAAACAUGCAAUAAAAGGCUGCAUUAUAUUUUAGCAAAAGGGGUGAAUUAUUUUUUUAAUCAUGUGGAUCUAUUUUAAUGGCACUUCUGUUGGUACAGAUUGACGUUAACCUGAGUAAGAAGUUCAAGAUCAGGCCAUUAGCUAAUCUGUUAAAAUCCACUUUUUUGCCAUGUUCAAACAAGAUAUUUUUUUGUGAUAUCUUUCAAUACCGAGUGGAUUCAAGUAUGAACCUACCUGAGGGGCCUAGGUGUUAGGGGCCUUCGCUAUUAACUCUUAUACAUAUGAACAUAUUGUUUUUUAUAUAUUUAUUAUAAAGAAAUAAUAACAUGAUUUUGCAAGAGAGGUAGUUGCUGCAGUAGAUAGAUUGACUUUAGAGCUCGCUCUUUCUCUCUCUCAAAUUGUGUAAAAGCCAUAAUUUCUAAAAUGGAUAUCUUGCAUUUAAAACUAGCUAACAAAAACAAAUUAUAUUAAAUCAGUUUAAAUAUUUUUUUUUUAAGUUUACAAAAUAUUUGAAGUUGGACAUUAACUUAUGAUGAUGAAGGGAGAGACAAAAUGUCAGAAUAGCACAUUUCUGCAAAACCAUACCUUAAUAGACCUGUCAAAUUAUUGCUAAAUUAAAAUGAUAAAACUGGAAGCUCAUGAAGAUGUUAUCAUGUACAUAAAUAUGUUUUUUGUUUUUUUUAACAUUUGAUAAAGCUGAAAGCAUAUGCCAGCACUUUAAUGAGACAAAAAACAUUAAAUAUUUCUUAAAGAGAAUUUAAUAUUUCUUAAAGAGAAUUUUCAUGUGUCUUAUGAAUGUUUACAUUUUGUUACUGCUUUUUGGACUUAAGUUAUCUUUAUAUUUGAAUAAGAAACCUUAGUUUUUAUCCAAUGGAGCUUUUUUUCAAAUUUGUACUUUUUUAUAUGUAAAUUCAACUUGAAUCUAAGAAUUUUAAAUGUCUAAUUUUUUGGAUCAAUGUGUUUGAUUUUUUUUUUUAAUAAGAACUUUUAUUGUGCAUGCCAUAAUAUUGUCUUGUAUAUAAUUUUAUGGAGUAGAGCAGUUUAUACAACAGAUUUUUCUUAGUGUUUAACUUCCUGGGGAUUAGCGAAAGAAACACAAGUGGGCUAUAGGUAUAAUUGUUUAGACUACUCAUGUCACAGCUAUGCAAUUCAUGAACUUUUUAUAUAAUAAACAUUUUGUUAGAAUGAUUUUUUUUCAGUUAACUUCUUUAUUUGUCAGGAUUUUUCUAAUUAGUAGACCACAAGGGAUUAAUUGGAAAAUAACCUAUAUUUAAGUUUAAAGAAACAUUUAUUAUUCUGUAAAGGAAACAUUUUAUAUUAACUCAUAAUGAUUGUAUUCAGUGGUGUCAACGGGCAUGGGGUCAAUAUCCAAGUUUCAUCUGGGCAAAUGGUGGGUGUUUCUAAAGUCAACAAAUACCUAAUUCAAAUUUAAAUCUAAAACAGAAGUGGUCUAAAAUUAUAUAUUUUAUAGAACCCAUAAUCUAGGUGCAUGUACAUGUGAGAGAUAAUAAAUGGGUAUUAAUUACUACUUUGGGCUGCACGCUGCAGUUCUAGCACAAGCAAAAUCCCUAGCAACAAAAUAAAUUCUGUA
Molecule: messenger RNA, 5217 nt
Organism: Alligator sinensis (Chinese alligator)
Lineage: Eukaryota; Metazoa; Chordata; Crocodylia; Alligatoridae
Gene: STK17B
Product: serine/threonine kinase 17b
Exons: 8
Coding region: 81-1199 (372 amino acids)
Biological process (GO): protein phosphorylation; intracellular signal transduction; positive regulation of apoptotic process
Cellular component (GO): nucleus
Molecular function (GO): ATP binding; protein serine/threonine kinase activity
Source: RefSeq, a predicted model, not a curated record